AUGGCCUCUGCUGCAGUCCAGCUUCCCACCGGUCCCGAUUCAUCUCUCCUCACGCAAAAGUCCCAGGCGCCCAUCCAGACCUCCGAUAAGCCGCACCACGUUCAGACGACCCUGCAUUUCAUCAAGGAGGUGCCGGACGGUUCGCAUCUCGCCCCGAGCUACGUCGGGAAGCCAGAGACCUAUGAACGCCCGUCGGUGGAAGUCCCGGUGACAGUUCACGAUGUCAGCGGCCGUGAGCUGGACUAUACGCUGGACGGUAAUGGGUUCCAGUUCUACUACCACGAGAGCAAGGAGAAGGACUUUGUCGACGACGAGAAGAUCAAAAGGGAGUACUAUCCCGAGGUAGAGCAGCUUUUGAAGGAUGCCACCGGCGCCUCGAAGGUCUUCAUCUUUGACCACACCAUCCGUCGUCCGGCCGAGAACCCCGAUACCCCCGCGGAACAGCUGCGAGGACCUGUGCAGCGUGUGCAUAUCGAUCAAUCCUACAGCGCGUCGCGGAACCGUGUCACGUAUCAUCUUCCCGAGGAGGCCCCCGAGCUCCUCAAGGGACGGUUCCAGAUCAUCAACGUCUGGCGUCCCAUCAAGACCAUCUUGAAGGAUCCCCUGGCCGUGGCCGAUGCGCACUCGGUACCCGACAGCGACAUCAUUCCCGUCAAGUUGAUCUAUCCUAACCGGGAGGGCGAGACUUGUUCCGUCCGGCCGAAUCCCGACAUCAAAUGGUACUACCGCUACGGGCAAACCCCCGACCUCGUCACUUUGAUCAAGUGUGCGGACUCGAAGACCGACGGUCGGGCGAGACGAGUUCCUCACACGGCGUUUGUGAACCCGGAUACAGUGAACGAGGAUCCGAGGCAGAGUAUCGAGGUGCGCACGCUGGUCUUCCAUCCAGAUGAUCGCGACUGA
This is a messenger RNA of Aspergillus melleus, 903 nucleotides long. RefSeq lists its product as uncharacterized. The record is from RefSeq and is a predicted model, not a curated record. Lineage: Eukaryota; Fungi; Ascomycota; Eurotiomycetes; Eurotiales; Aspergillaceae. The transcript has 2 exons. Gene Ontology annotation, molecular function: oxidoreductase activity. Bases 1 to 903 code for a protein of 300 amino acids.